UCCAUUCUAUGAAGUCAGUAAGCUAUCGCCAUGGAACGAGUUCAGGUCACGCCACGGAGUUAUCCCACAAACCUCAUCGACAAAGACUGGUCGAACCGAAAACUUUUCUUUAGAAAAAAUUCCGAUGAUUUUCUUAAUUUGGUGCAUGAUAUGAAACUCAGAGAUGAUGAUGUAUGGAUAGUAACUUUGCCAAAAUGUGGAACCACUUGGAUGCAGGAGUUAUUGUGGUUGCUUCUUAAUAAUCUCGAUUUUGACGAAGCGUUGGCCAAAGAUCAGGAGAUUCGUAGUCCAUUUUUGGAGUUCGACAUUCUUGUUAAUGAGGAUUUGGAACGGUCAUUAAGGCCUGUUGAGGAAUUAAAAUCUCCUCGUCUGAUAAAAUCGCACCUUUCACUUGCUCUAUUGCCCUCACAACUUUGGCAGCGAAAGAACAAAGUGAUUUAUGUCUUCCGGAAUCCUUUGGAUUCCAUUGUCUCUCGAUAUUAUCACGGGGUGUCAUUUGGUAUUCACUAUGGCAAAUCGCUACAUCAGUAUUUCGAUGAAAUCCUGGCCAAUGAGGAUUUUGCUGCCGAGAUCAUUGAACACGCUUAUGAAUUCUACCAACUGAGAAACGAACCCUGGGUCUACUAUACUAGUUUUGAAAGAAUGAAGAAAGAUCUGAGGGGAGUAAUCAAUGAUGUCUCCAUCUUUCUCGACAAACCCAUCAACGAAGAGCCAAUAAUGGAGCGUCUACUAAAGCAUUUGUCUUUCGAAGAAAUGAAAAAAAAUCCAACAACGAAUCAUCUGUGGGAACGAGCUCAAAUAAAACACAAAAAUGCUGGAAAGGAAAUACACCCAUUCGUGCGACGUGGUGAGGUCAAUGGAUACAAAGACGAACUUAAACCCGAGCAAAUUGAGAAGGCCAACGCUUGUAUAAAAAAGAUUCUGGACAACAACUCUGUGACUAUGGAAGAACUACUGCUCCUAAAUAAUCCCUAGAUUAUAAGCUACAGUUGUAAUGAUAUUACAAAUACGGUUACACAAACCAAUCUUUCUGAUUAAAUUCUCAAAAUAAGAUAAUAAAAGUGUUUGCUUAUACUGAUAA
Messenger RNA from Drosophila rhopaloa, 1081 nucleotides. RefSeq names its product luciferin sulfotransferase-like. The coding region runs from base 31 to 975 and encodes 314 amino acids. Gene Ontology annotation, cellular component: cytoplasm. Gene Ontology annotation, molecular function: sulfotransferase activity. Gene Ontology annotation, biological process: sulfation. The record is from RefSeq and is a predicted model, not a curated record. Lineage: Eukaryota; Metazoa; Arthropoda; Insecta; Diptera; Drosophilidae. The transcript is spliced from 4 exons.